AUGGUUGUUCUACACUCCCUUCCCGCCACCGUCGUCAUCUUACUGUCCCUCUUGUCUCUCCAAGUCUUGUGUCAGGAUCCCGCUACCGUCACAGUGGUUGGUACAACUAUAACUCAGACCUUUACUGCAGCGGCCUCGACCACGCCUCUUUCUCCCCAAUAUACCGACUCACUCACCUUCCGAGAGUCGAUUCUCAAUUCUACGAACUUCUUCCGCUACGAACAUUCGGCCGGAUAUAUAUAUUGGAACGAGACACUUGCGUCGUACGCUCAGAGCUAUUCCGAGGGCUGCGUCUGGACCCAUUCGCACGGUCCGUACGGGGAGAAUCUCGCCAGAGGAUACCCCGACGUUAUCUCGGCCGUGGACGCUUGGGGCAAUGAACGGGCACUGUAUAAUUUCUCCAGCUCCGACCCGACCGGCUUCACCGAGGCGACGGGGCAUUUCACGCAGUUGGUAUGGCAGAGCACGCAGGCCACCGGGUGCGGGUGGACCGACUGCGACGGCAAGAACGGACUGGACGGUAUAUACUUGGUGUGUGAGUACUGGCCGCCGGGGAAUGUCGUCGGGGAAAACAACCUGUUCUUCAAGGCGAACGUUGGCGCUGAACGGAGCGGCGGGGACAGCGGGUUCGACGAGCUGAGCGCAACGAUUGGCGCAACCGGAGGGACGCCGACUGCGACGACGAGUUUGUUUUCAAAUCCGCCCGCGGCGACGGCGAGCACUACCGGUGAGUCGAUCGGGGCUCCGGCGGUAGAAAUGGACCGGCGAGGCCUGCUUGUCACCGUGUGUGUCACGCUGGCCGCCGUGCUGUUCGGUCUGGGAAUGUCCUAG
Fonsecaea nubica is the source of this 831-nucleotide messenger RNA. RefSeq lists its product as hypothetical. The transcript has a single exon. The record is from RefSeq and is a predicted model, not a curated record. Gene Ontology annotation, cellular component: extracellular region. Lineage: Eukaryota; Fungi; Ascomycota; Eurotiomycetes; Chaetothyriales; Herpotrichiellaceae. Bases 1 to 831 code for a protein of 276 amino acids.